AUGACGAAGCGCUCGUUGUUCUUCCUCCUUUUCAGCGGCAUUGUGUCCGUGGCAUAUGCCGGUGUUAGAUUUCCCCCACAUGCAAGGGAUGUCAAAGCCGGUGCCAAUCCAGCGUGUGUCUUGAACCCAAAUGGUUGUCUCUGUAGUGGAUUCUGUCCUCCGCUUCUUACGUGCUGCGAUGAUCUGUGUGUGGAUCUACAGACAAACCCCGAGCACUGCGGUACCUGCAAUACUGUUUGCCCCCCAGAGAAUGCCAUCUGCAAUGGCGGCAUUUGCGACCCCCUCUGCAUGCCUCCGCAGAUAGGAUGCGGAUUUGACUGUGUUGAUUCAUCCACCGAUCCCAACAACUGCGGAGGAUGCGGCAUUGUGUGUCCUCCAGAGACCCCUUCUUGCGUUAAUAGUAUCUGUAUCUUCGUCUGCCUGCCUCCGAAUAUGGAAUGCAGUGGCCAAUGUGUCGAUCCAACCAGCGACCCUAACAACUGCGGAGCUUGCGGCACCGUGUGCCCUAGCGGCGACGCCUGCUGCAAUGGCGUCUGCACCCACCUCCAGACAUGCCAUGACUCUUGCGGGGCAUGCGAUAUUGCGUGCCCGCCUAGCUCGGAUUGCUGCAACGGUCUGUGCCAGGAUGUUCUCAGUGAUCCUGCAAACUGCGGGGGGUGUGGCAUUGUGUGUUCAGAGAAUGAAGUUUGCACUGAUGGUGUCUGCCAAGUGUGUGCGCCAGGCCAGACAGUGUGUGGUGACACCUGUACUGACCUGAACACUGAUCCCAACAACUGCGGUGCGUGUGGUAAUGUGUGCCCUGUUGAACAGCUUUGUGUCAGUGGAGUCUGUGAGACAGUGUGUCCUCCAGACCAGACGGUGUGCAAUGGUGUCUGUGUUGAUCUCACUACUGAUCCUAAUAACUGCGGUGCGUGUGAUAAUGUGUGCCCUGAUGGACAACUCUGUGUUGGUGGAGUUUGUCAGACAGUGUGUCCUCCGGACCAGACUGAGUGUAGUGGUGUCUGCGUUGACCUUACAACUGAUCCGAACAACUGCGGUGCAUGUGGUAAUGUGUGUCCUGAUGGACAACCUUGCGUUGGUGGAGUCUGUCAAGUGUGCCCUCCGGGCCAGACCGAGUGCAAUGGUGUCUGCACUGACACCACGACUGACCCGUUGAACUGUGGCGCUUGUGGAACUCAGUGUCCAGAUGGUCAGACAUGCACGGAUAGCAUAUGUGGCUGCCCAGAUGAUCUGACAGACUGCGAUGGUAUCUGCAUUGAUACCACUACUGACCCUUUGAACUGCGGUGCUUGUGGAAAUCAGUGUCCAGAUGAUGAAACCUGCACAGACAGCACAUGUGGAUGUCCAGAUGAUCUGAUAGACUGUGAUGGUGUCUGCACUGAUACUACUACUGACCCCUUAAACUGUGGUGCUUGUGGAAAUCAGUGCACUGACGGCCAGAUCUGCGCAGCUGGCACAUGUGGCUGUCCAAAUAAUCUAACAGACUGUGGUGGAGUCUGCACUGACACCACUAUGGACCCAUUGAACUGCGGUGCUUGUGGAAAUCAGUGCACCUUCAGUCAGAUCUGCACGGGUGGUACAUGUGGCUGUCCAGACAAUCUGACAGACUGUGAUGGCCUGUGCACUGACACCACUACGGACCCAUUGAACUGCGGUGCCUGUGGCAAUCAGUGUUCCCCCGGCGACAUCUGCAGCGGAGGAGUGUGUUUGGUGAUGUCCCGGAUCUGA
Aspergillus thermomutatus is the source of this 1728-nucleotide messenger RNA. RefSeq names its product putative extracellular cysteine-rich protein. The record is from RefSeq and is a predicted model, not a curated record. Lineage: Eukaryota; Fungi; Ascomycota; Eurotiomycetes; Eurotiales; Aspergillaceae. The transcript is spliced from 17 exons. Bases 1 to 1728 code for a protein of 575 amino acids.